This is a messenger RNA of Salvelinus fontinalis (brook trout), 6723 nucleotides long. Its product is annotated as myotonin-protein kinase-like. Gene Ontology annotation, molecular function: ATP binding; protein serine/threonine kinase activity. Gene Ontology annotation, cellular component: cytoplasm; cytoskeleton. NCBI's taxonomy places the organism in Eukaryota, Metazoa, Chordata, Actinopteri, Salmoniformes, Salmonidae. The record is from RefSeq and is a predicted model, not a curated record. Gene Ontology annotation, biological process: peptidyl-threonine phosphorylation; actomyosin structure organization.
CGAGAGAGCGAGGAAAGCUUAACAGACAAACAAUGAGCGACAGACACCGGGGGAGAAGAGGACAGACAGACAGAGAGAAUAAACGGGUGGACAGACUGAGUGAGUUGAGGAUUUUCAGAGCCAGUGAGCUGGAAAAGAGAAGUGGACAACCACUGUGCCCCUGAAAAGAGUGAGUGAAGAAGGUAGGAAGGAGGGCUGUGAAGACAGAAGGAGAGAGACAGGUGAGAUGGAGGGUCUGCAAAAGGCUGAGGGACCGAAAUAUCUCAUGGACCGUGAACAGUUUUGUAACUGUAGUGAGAUUUGAGGAGACCAUAAAGCAUGUACCUGAGGUACAGAGUAGUGUAUGUUUUGUAACUGUAGUGAGAUUUGAGACCAUAAAGCAUGUACCUGAGGUACAGAGUAGUGUAUGUUUUGUAACUGUAGUGAGAUUUGAGACCAUAAAGCAUGUACCUGAGGUACAGAGUAGUGUAUGUUUUGUAACUGUAGUGAGAUUUGAGACCAUAAAGCAUGUACCUGAGGUACAGAGUAGUGUAUGUUUUGUAACUGUAGUGAGAUUUGAGACCAUAAAGCAUGUACCUGAGGUACAGAGUAGUGUAUGUUUUGGUUUGACCACAUACAGUUCUAGAAAAUUUAGAUAUAAUUCUGUGAAAGAGGUGGAAUAUUUUGAACUUAAUAGUUUUAGAAGGACGGAAGAAUUGACGUAUGAGGAGGACGAGAGACAGUGAUUACAAAGCAAAAAGUCACUUGGAGGAAAAUAUUGAGACAAUCUUUUUUUACACAUUAACACAAUCCUCCAUCUACUGUAAUAUUGCAGACACUGCAUUGGACAGAAGGAGAGAGAGAGAAAGAAGGAGAGGGAGAGAAGGGACGCACCAAAAAAGGGCUGGAGUUAGAGUCGGAGUAACUGCAUGCUUAACAGACACUGUAGAGCCACGGGGAGAGAAGAAUAAGGGGGCGGAGAGACAGAGAGACAGAGAGACAGAGAGACAGAGAGACAGACAGACAGACAGACAGACAGACAGACAUAGAGACAGACAGACAGAGAGACUGACAGACAGACAGAUAGACUGACAGACAGACAGACAGACAGACAGACAGACAGACAGACAGACAGACAGACAGACAGACAGAUAGACAGACAGACAGACAGAGAGACUGACAGACAGACAGACAGACAGACGAACAUUUCAGCUGGUGUAAGCCCCCAGCAGUCACACACAACCACACCCCCACACACACACAAACACAAAUACACACACUGUACAGAGUGAAGGACUGACAGAUGACAGGGGAGUUGCAAGGGGCACAGAGCAAAGAUAGACGGAUCGAGAAAGAGAGAGAGAGAGAGGGAGGGCGAAAGAGAGAGAGAGUGACAGAGACAGGGAGGAAGAGAGAGAGCGGGGAGGCACUGUAAACUACAGGAAGCCCCGGUGUGAAACAAACAAGGGACAGUGGCUAGAAGAGCUCCACUCCAGAACCAGCCACCAGCCUCCAGUCUCCAUGGACUCCAGGGAGUCGCAGCACCACUGAACCGAGGCCCUCCUCUGCUGGACAGCAUGUCGGCGGGCCCGGGACCUCAUGACUCAGAUCUACUGCUGUUGGAACUCCAGGCCCCAGGACCGGUUGGACUGCAGACACUGUUGGACCUGCUAGUGGGGGUGUACCAAGAGUUCCACUCGUCACCCCUUGCCAGGGAGAAGUACGUCUCGAGCUUCCUACAAUGGGCGGAGCCCCUGGUGAGGCAGGUGAAGAAGACACGCAUCAAGAGGGAUGACUUCCACAUCUUGAAGGUGAUUGGUCGAGGGACCUUCAGUGAGGUGGCUGUGGCGAGGAUGCGUAGCACACAGCAAGUGUAUGCGCUGAAGAUUAUGAAUAAGUGGGACAUGCUGAAGCGAGGAGAGACAGCUUGUUACCAGGAGGAGAGAGAGGUUCUGCUGAAGGGUGAUCGAAGGUGGAUCACAGAGCUGCACUAUGCCUUCCAGGACGACAAUUACCUGUACCUGGUGAUGGACUACUACGUGGGUGGUGACCUGUUGACCCUGCUCAGUAAGUUUGGGGACCGUAUCCCUGAGGACAUGGCCCAGUUCUACUUGGCUGAGAUGGUCAUGGCGAUCGACUCCAUCCACAGGAUGGGCUAUGUGCACAGGGACAUCAAACCUGACAACAUCAUGCUGACAGUGGAGGGCCACGUCAGGCUGGGGGACUUUGGUUCCUGUCUGAGGGUCCAGGAGGAUGGCAUGGUGCACUCUUCCCUGGCGGUGGGCACACCCGACUACCUGUCCCCAGAGAUCCUGCGUGCGGUGGAGGGAGGGGGAGGCUAUGGCCCUGAGUGUGACUGGUGGGCCCUGGGCGUCUGUGCCUACGAGAUGCUGCAGGGGACCACACCCUUCUACGCAGACUCCAUCUCUGAGACCUACGCCAAGAUCAUGAACUUCCAGGAGCACUUUGAGUUCCCCCCGUCUGGCCCCGAGGUUUCAGAUGAGGCCCGUUCCCUCAUCAUGGGGCUAAUCUGCGAGAGGGAGGAUCGUAUGGGGACCAGGGGUUCUGGGGACUUCAGGGCCCACCCCUUCUUCUGUGGACUAGACUGGGGCUCCCUGCAUGAACUUCCAGCACCCUUCCAACCUGAAGUCUCCAACGCCACUGACACCUCCAACUUUGACGUGUUGGAUGACUGCCUCAGUGAAAUGGAAACACUGAGUGAUGUUAUGGACAAGGCCCCUAUCGGAGUUCACCUGGCUUUCGUUGGCUACUCCUACACAGCUACAAGACAGACAGGUGCCUUGGAUCGCAGUCGUGACAUCAUGAUGGAGAUUGACCACCAGCAACACCUUGGGUUGCCAAGCUUCAAUUUCCAGGAUAAGCUCAGUCAGAUGUGGCAGCUCAGAGAUGUCCUGACCACGCCUGACAACCUGCCUGCCCUGCUUGAGCUCCCCCUAGCCUUGGAGCAGGGUACUGCAGUGUCGGCUCACACCACAACAGAGGAGGAAGAGGAGGAGAACGACCAGAAUUCAGUACUUGAUGAGGAUCUGCACAGGCGGCUGCAAGAGGCAGAGAAGAGGAAUGGAGAGCUGGAGAAAGAGAUGGAGAGACUGAGGGGGGAGAUCCAGGACCUGAAGUCCCCCAAGGAGACAGAACUGCGUGUCUGCCCGUCGUCUCUUUCUCUGCCUGCACACUGUCUGGACGAUGCGGGUGCGGCAAGCUGUGCUGUGCUGUGCUGUGACUCGCAAAAAAAAGACUGCAUCUGUACCCUGGCCUGCAAUCCUGUUCAGUUCGUGACUGUGAGUGUGUUUCAGGGGAAGAAAUCGCUCCCUGCCUGUCACUACCCGCUGGUGAUCCAUCUCCACCGCCACCUGCUGCUGUUUCACAGGAUGCGCUGGCCACAGGAGAGAAGUGAGUCCUACUUGUUGGUGUGUGCGGAGGGGGGAGAUCUCCAAGCCUGGGACAGACACUGCUGUACUGAGAUCUCCUGAACCCCCCGCCCCCACUCUUGGGUUAGCUACCUCCUCCUCUUGGGAUCGAGGGGCGACCCAGAUGUGUCACCCCCUAUGCUACAGCUGCUCCCUUCCCCCAAACACCCCCUCGGCUAACAGGACAGGAGCACCACAUGGCUGGAGGGAUGAAGGGUGGGAAUGAAACGGGCUUAACGUGAAGUGGACAGAACACACUGGAGUGGCAGCAGCAUGAUGCUGCUCUGCAUCCACCACAGAGUCCUAUUACAGUACCUCUGAAGGAGAGAGUUUUGAGCCAGUAUGGUGGACGGGUGUUAAAGCGAAUGCUAUACUCAUUGCACUUGUCCCAUAUAUAGAAUUAAGAGUGAGCAGAGUGCUGGGCAUGAAUGGGGUAACGGGGAACAUGGAGCAGUGGGAUAACCAUAGGAAAGCUAAGGACUGUCACUAGCUUAAAAUGAAUGGGGAGGUAUAGAAAAUGUAAAUGAAGGACAUCUCCUCCUGGACUACUAAUGGAUGCCUGUUGCUUUCCGAUUGUCGCUAUGUGGGCACUUAUAUCUCUGAGCGGACUGAGGUAAAAGCAAGCUCUGACAACAAAAAGACACCACAGCAAAGAGACAUUGCUGGUUUAAGUGACAGCCAGAGGGGACAAUCAGUCCACUCCAUAAGCACACACUCUCCAGCACACCUGGACAUUAUUGGUGCAUUUUGCCCAAUAUUAACGGCGUACAAAUGUUCAGUCAUUAAUUUUUAACAGCAUAAUCUAGUGGUUUACUUUGUAUCUAUACAUGUAAGAGUGGAUUGUGUUGAAUGUGAGAGGUAUUCGUUGCACUACAGGCUUUAAUGAAAGCAUGCUUUUAGAUGGGCCUGUUUGGAAUACAUAGAUAACAUCUACAGAACAAUACCAAGCAAAUGUUGACUGAAGGCUAAGGACAGAGAGAUCGGAGGUUGGUGUGUUUUACGAUUUCUGGGAUUGCAAGGUUACACUUUAAGGUUACACUUAGCUCAGGUCCAGGGCUUGCUGAUGCUGAGCCUUCCUACAUCAAGGCUGUGUAGGUUGUAGGAAGGCUCUGCGUCAGCAAGCUGCACGUAAAGCCUUGGACCAGUGCUAGGAUAGAUGAUGUACAGUUGAAGUCAGAAGUUUACAUACACCUUAGCCAAAUACAUUUAAACUCAGUUUUUCACAAUUCCUGACAUUUAAUCCUAGUAAAGAUUCACUGUCAUAGGUCAGUUAGGAUCACCACUUUAUUUUAAGAAUGUGAAAUGUCAGAAUAAUAGUAGUGAGUGAUUUAUUUCAGCUUUUAUUUCUUUCAUCACAUUCCCAGUGGGUCAGAAGUUUACAUACACUCAAUUAGUAUUUGGUAGUGUUGCCUUUUUAACUUGGGUCAAACGUUUCGGGUAGCCUUCCACAAGCUUCCCACAAUAAGUUGAGUGAAUUUUGGGCCAUUCCUCCUGACAGAGCUGGUGUAACUGAGUCAGGUUUGUAGGCCUCCUUGCUCACACAGGCUUUUUCAGUUCUGCCCACAAAUUUUCUAUAGGAUUGAGGUCAGGGCUUUGUGAUGGCCACUCCAAUACCUUGACUUUGUUGUCCUUAAGCCAUUUUGCCACAACUUUGGAAGUAUGCUUGGGGUCAUUGUCCAUUUGGAAGACCCAUUUGCAACCAAGCUUUAACUUCCUGACUGAUGUCUUGAGAUGUUGCUUCAAUGUAUCCACAUCAUUUUCCUACCACAUGAUGCCAACUAUUUUGUGAAGUGCACCACUCCCUCCUGCAGAAAAACACCCCCACAACAUGAUGCUGCCACCCCGUGCUUCACGGUUGGGAUGGUGUUCUUUGGCUUGCAAGCCUCCCUCUUUAUCCUCCAAACAUAACGAUGGUCAUUAGUUCUAUUUUUGUUUCAUCAGACCAGAGGGCAUUUCCCCAAAAAGUACAAUCUUUCUCCCCAUGUGCAGUUGCAAACCGUAGUCUGGCUUUUUUUUUUGUGGUUUUGGAGCAGUGGCUUCUUCAUUGCUGAGCUGCCUUUCAGGUUAUGUUGAUAUAGGACUCAUUUUACUGUAGAUAUAGAUACUUUUGUACCUGUUUCCUCCAACAUCUUCACAAGGUCCUUUGCUGUUGUUCUGGGAUUGAUUUGCACUUUUCGCACCAAAGUACGUUCAUCUCUAGGAGAGAGAACGCGUCUCCUUCCUGAGCGGUAUGACGGCUGCAUGGUCCCAUGGUGUUUAUACUUGCGUACUAUUGAUUGUACAGAUGAACGUAGUCCCUUAAAGUGUUUGAAAAUUGCUCCCAAGGAUGAACCAGACUUCUGGAGGUCUACAAUUUUUUUUCUGAGGUCUUGGCUGAUUUUCUUUUGAUUUUCUCAAGAUGUCAAGCAAAGAGAAACUGAGUUUGAAGGUAGGACUUGAAAUACAUCCACAGGUACACCUCCAAUUGACUCAAAUGAUGUCAAUUAGCCUAUCAAAAGCUUCUAAAGCCAUGACAUCAUUUUCUGUAUUUUUCCAAGCUGUUUAAAGGCACAGUCAAUUUAGUGUAUGUAAACUUCUGACCCAGUGGAAUUGUGAUACAGUGAAUUAUAAGUGAAAUAAUCUGUCUGUAAACAAUUGUUGGAAAAAUUACCUGUGUCAUGCACAAAGUAGAUGUCCUAACCGACUUGCCAAAACUAUAGUUUGUUAACAAGAAAUAUGUGGAGUGUUUGAAAAACUAGUUUUAAUUACUCUAACCUAAGUGUAUGUAAACUUCCGACUUCAACUGUAUACUUAGAAUACAUGAUCGGAGGCAAUGGGGCACAAGGAAGGCAAUGGUAUGAAGGAAAGUUUGCUAUUCUGGUUAGAGUACAGUAUAGCCAAUUAAUAAUCUCACGAAUAUUGGUUUAAAGCCACAAAAUGUAUACUGUGGUAGCUCUAGAUCAUACUGCCAAAAUGCUAUGCACCUUGCAGUUAGGGAAAGCCAUGUUAAAUCAUAUAGGCCUAAUAUGUUCCUUUGGACAGUGAAGCAUGAGUGAGAAUAAUACCGGAUUUUGGUGAGAGAAUUGCUGUAUGCUACAAAAUAUUCACCAUGGCUUACAAGGCCUUUUAUAUGUGAGCGAUAUUUGAGAUGUGCAUGAGGCAUUACACGACUGUUCAAUCACUGGGCACUAAGGGUCUUUUUUUUCUUUUUCUUACUUAAUUUGCUUUAAAAGAAGUGGUAUUAUAUUUGAUUACUGAGAUGCCUUAAAGUUUGUCUGCACAUAUUUAAUCAUAUUUUGGAAACCAUAUUGAUUAUACUAAUAAAGUAUUUAUUGUG